GUAGCCAUGUCUGGUCGCGGCAAAGGCGGGAAGGGCCUGGGCAAGGGCGGCGCCAAGCGCCACCGCAAAGUCCUGCGCGACAACAUCCAGGGCAUCACCAAGCCCGCCAUCCGCCGCCUGGCCCGGCGCGGCGGCGUCAAGCGCAUCUCCGGCCUCAUCUACGAGGAGACCCGCGGGGUGCUGAAGGUCUUCCUGGAGAACGUGAUCCGCGACGCCGUCACCUACACGGAGCACGCCAAGCGCAAGACCGUCACCGCCAUGGACGUGGUCUACGCGCUCAAGCGCCAGGGACGCACGCUCUACGGCUUCGGCGGCUGAGCUGCCCGGGCUCCUUCUCGAUCCCUAACGGCCCUUCUCAGGGCCACCCACCCGGCCCUCGGGAGAGCUGCAGCAUUGCUUCCUUAAGCUCCGGGAUUCGCAGGGCCUCCUGUCCUCCGGGUGUGCCCGCGAUUUCACUCUGCAGCUGCUUUGCAUCCCCUGUCGGUGUAAGGUGAACGCGAGGCGGCGGGUGACGUGUAGUGGGUGCAAUGCCCGCUUGAGGUGCAAAGGCAGCUCGUUUAGGAGUCACUCGUGGGCCAUGGCUACCUUAAGGGGAGCUCCAACCUCAAGGACCUCCUUG
This is a messenger RNA of Onychomys torridus (southern grasshopper mouse), 619 nucleotides long. RefSeq names its product histone H4. The record is from RefSeq and is a predicted model, not a curated record. The transcript has a single exon. Lineage: Eukaryota; Metazoa; Chordata; Mammalia; Rodentia; Cricetidae. Gene Ontology annotation, biological process: nucleosome assembly. Gene Ontology annotation, molecular function: protein heterodimerization activity; structural constituent of chromatin; DNA binding. Gene Ontology annotation, cellular component: nucleosome. The coding region runs from base 7 to 318 and encodes 103 amino acids.